Penaeus indicus is the source of this 4660-nucleotide messenger RNA. Its product is annotated as protein arginine N-methyltransferase 6-like. Gene Ontology annotation, molecular function: protein-arginine N-methyltransferase activity. The record is from RefSeq and is a predicted model, not a curated record. Gene Ontology annotation, biological process: peptidyl-arginine methylation. The transcript is spliced from 6 exons. Lineage: Eukaryota; Metazoa; Arthropoda; Malacostraca; Decapoda; Penaeidae. Bases 119 to 1267 code for a protein of 382 amino acids.
CCGAGAAGUCGAAUGCCCCGCCAAGGCUCCUUCUGCACUCUGCCUCGCCUUCGUGUCGCCGCCGAUCGCUCCUCUUCACCCACAUUUCGUAAAAACCUCCGAAAAGAAACCCUUUGCAAUGGCUGAGGCAGAAGCAACCACAGAGCUUACCACCACAGGGGCCGAGGCUGCGGUACCACAGAGCAAGAAGCGCAGGGCCUCGGAGAAUGGGAUUGCUGUGCCUGAACUCAAGAACGGGCUGUCGGAGAAAACCAAAAUCAUAGAUGAGAGCUAUUUUGCGUCGUAUUCUGAUAUAGAGUUGCACCGAACCAUGAUAGAGGACACAGUGCGCACCAAUGCCUACCAGCAGGCCAUUUUCCAAAAUAUGGAGGAGAAUAUUCGAGGCAAAGUUGUUGUAGACGUUGGAUGCGGCACUGGGAUCUUAAGCAUGUUCUGUGCCCAGGCUGGCGCCAAAAAAGUCUAUGCCAUAGAUGCUUCAAAGAUUGCAGUGCAUGCAAAACAGUUGAUAGAAGCCAAUGGCUUUAAGGACGUGAUUACCGUUCUCCAGGGUAAAGCAGAGGAAGUUGAACUGCCUGAGAAAGUGGAUGUCAUUGUGAGUGAAUGGAUGGGAUACAUGAUGCUGUAUGAGACCAUGUUGCCAUCUGUCCUCUAUGUCAGAGACAAGUGGUUAAAGCCUGGUGGCAAAAUGUACCCGGAGCGUGCCGUGCUGUACAUGGCCUUGGGGGAAGCUCAGUGGAUCACGACAUAUGAGGAAGGAACCUAUGACUUCUGGGUAUCCCUCAAUCAUGUGUACAACUUGGACAUGUCGCUCUUGGCGGAUCAUGCAGUUGCAAGAUACAAAGACGUUGUUCAUGUUCAUAUGGUGGCUCAAGAAGAUGUGCUUAGUUUCCCAACUCCUGUCUGUGACUUGGACCUAAACACUGUCAAGGCAGAAGAUCUCCGAAACAUUUCACACUCUUUCAACCUGGCUAGCAUUGGCUCCGGGCGGCUGAACAGUAUGGUGAUGUGGUUUGACGUUUGGUUCCCUGGCGGAAUGAAACUCUCGACCUCGCCCGACAAUGAAGACACGCACUGGCAGAACACUGUGCUGCCGCUGGCCACAGUCCCGCUUGAGCAAGACAACCAGGUCAAGGGGGAACUCCACAUCACACAGGACCUUACCAACCACCGCUUCCUUAACGUGGAUCUCAAGUACUCGGUGAACAGCGGCGAAGAGAUAACAAGAUGUUUCAAGAUGGAUGAUAACUGCAAUGAUAAUGACUUCUGAGUUGGGUUCCUCUUCCUCUCCAUCUCUAGUCUAUCAGGCAAAAGGAAACCAAGUUGGAGUGGGGAUUGGUCCCAGGUGGAGUUUCAGUGAAAAGCAGUCCAUAACAGACUAGCAGCCAACUAAUGAUUUAUUUUUAGAUCUCUCUUCCAAAGACUGCCUCACUACUUAAAAGUUCUGUGAUCCUUGCCUUUGUUGAUAAAAGCAAGCUUACUUCUGUGGAGGUCUUUCACUUUGGGUACAAGAAUUUUCCCGCGGGGAAGAUUUGAAUCUCGGUAGAGGACCACGUUUUUUCAAGUGAAUGUGAUUCUCAGCACAAUGGCAAGUUUUCAGUACAAAACAGAGUAGUAUAAUUAAUGAUGCCUUAGCCUUGCCUAAUAACACUUGUGUGUGUGUAGUGUUAUUUUCAAUACAAACCAGAUAUUCUGCAUUGCCAUUCAUGCCGUCCAUGUGAAUGUUAGCAUGUUCAGUAGUUAAUACUCUAGUUAAUUACUAGUGAUUAUUUCAGGGAAUGUGCAUGCAUGUGAGACUCUGAUGAGGAUAGAAUUUCAAAGUGUUUGAACUUAAGCUUGAUAUACUAUAAGUAAUUUAUUUCAGGUGAUAAUAUAUCAGUGGAAGUCCUUGUUUUCCAUCUCUUUAGCUUUUACACGCAAGAUGCCCAAAGGUGUCUGACUGGGUGUUGAUAGACCAGUGGAAGGUAUGUAGCAGCUUUUAUUUUAAAUUCUGUGACAAGACUGGAUGUUUUGCUACUUUUAAUUCUAGACAAGUGUAUAGUAAUAUAAGAAAGAUUUUUAGUCUUUUUUUUUUACAAGUACUUUUAUUUAUAGGUAUCAGAGAAAAGUUUUACACAACUCUGCCAGUGAAGUAACAAAUUUCUGAUUUCCAAGUCAUGGUCUGUAUAAGUAUUAGCAGUAUUUUGUCAUGCUGAAAACAGCAUUGCAUUUUGCCAUGUACACUCAGGCUGAUAAGAAUAUUGAUAAUGCCAUUGUUCUUCUUAAGUUUCCACAAGGUUAAAAGGGCAAGAAAAAUAUGAUUUUUUACUUGCCAAAUAUUUUAAUGAUGAAGUAUCAGGAUAUGUACGUGGAUGUAUUUAUAUAUGUAUACAUAUUACUUGUAUCAAUUUCUAAAAAGUGUAUUUCAUUGGUUAGAGAAGAUUUUACAGCAUAAUGCAGCAUAUCUUGCAUUUAAAAUAGUUUUUAGUUUACAUUCCUCAAGAUGAACUAUAGCUACUUGGUGCAUAAAGUAUGUAUAUAGGCGAUAAUCUUACCAGAUCUUCUUUUUGUAGCUUUGUUCAGUAAGACCACCCCAUUGCCUGCUAUCCUAUGGACAGUCCAAAAACAAGACCCCCGUAGUACGAAAUUUUGUGGUUCUUUCUCCGUUAAUGAUGGGAUAUACUGCAUUAUUGUGGUUUGCUGAGAUCCUCUGAAAUCCAUUUUUUAAAAAUUUGUUGAUAAUUACCAUAUCAUGAAUUACAUAGGGUAAUUGAUAUUAGUGUUGCACAGAUUAUCAUUUUCAUAUCAAAAUGCAGUUUCCUCUGUUUGUGAUUUUAAAAGUAAUAUUUGUGCCAAGUAUUUUCCUUCUUUCCAUGCUCUUCUUAUUCCUUUGGCUUUCUCUUUUCCACUUCUUGCCUUCUUGUUCUCUCCGUCUUCUGGUAUUCUUUCCUUAGCAUUCGUUUUUCUCCCUAUGCCAAUAAGAAUUAAUUACAGAGGUGUUUCAAGAAUGUGGUAUGUAGGUGUACCCAACAUUUUGAUUUUGAUUAGUGUUGUAUGCAUGAAUGAUAUUAAUUUGAAAACAUAUAUUGCAUUUACACAUUAUAGAAAGUAGUGCUGUUAAUGGCGCUUGUUUUGAAAAUCAAAUGUGAACCAUUUAAUAUUUACAUGAAUGAAAUGCAAGCAUUAACAAAUAUGCAGAUAACAGCUAAUGUAUAAUACAUGGGACAUUAACACAUACAUGUGCUACAACACUCUUUGACACACCAUUGUGUACACACACAAACACAUACAUACAUGCAUAUGCUAGUCGCAAGUAGCAUAUUCAGGGAAAACAAGUAUUUUUCUUUUCUUGUAUAUAUAAACUUAAAUAUAGCUGAGCUUUCUUCAAAUAUAUCAUGACAUGUUUGUCUCAUAGUCUGCUGUUAUUAUGCAGCUCACUAUCUUUCAUGUAAAGAAGACAUAGUCAACUCUAGACAAGGGCAUUAGGAGAGAUUGGAGUGAGGAGAUAAAGAGCAGAAUUUUUUUAUAUUCACACAGCACAUGCCCCUGUACAUGGUUUGUGAGAUAACCUACAAAUUAUUCACAAAGCAUUUCUUUAGUCUCUCUGCAUUUAUGUUAGUAAAUUUCAGAGCAAGUUUGUCCAGCUUAUGCUUUGAUUUGGCAAUAUGCAUAACACUUUGCCAGCAUUUUUUUUUUUUUAUAUACUUGUAAGUAAAGAUUGAACUCUCUUUUUUAGGUUUGUCUUAUAUCAGCCUUUGCUAAGAAUCUGCCUGCCAAAAUAUUGUGAUGGGUUGGCAGCUAACUCAUGCAAAUUAUGCUUUACAGAAGAAUCUGGAGAUUUUAGAAAGAGUUUGUGAAUGGACUGUAACAUUCAACAUUAUAACAGUUUAAAAAGAGGCAUCUAAAAGUAAUUGCUAUUUAACAAAGGGAGUAAAAAAAAUGGGUUUGAUUUUCAUUCCAUCUCUUCAUAUUUAUUAUAAACUAUGCCUUAACAAAGUCACACAUACAUGGAACACAAAAGUAUGUAAUUAUUGUUUUUGUUGAACCUCAUGAUUUUGCAUUAAAAAUGGCUUUUAGGAAAAAAAAAAAAAAAAAAAAAAGCAGCUUUUAUUGGUAGUAACUAAGUAUAUUAAAAGCAACCAGAUAACCCAGCCGGCGUGUAAUGUGGUUCAAAUAACAAUUGUUACGUAGUUGGUGCGUCUUUCCAAUGCCAGAUCCACUCCGCUCAUUAUUACUGUGGCUUUGUAUAUUGAGGUUUAUUUCAGAAGGUGUUUUUUCGUUUCCCACACAUGGUGCCAUCAUCUUCAUUGAAGUGGCAUGCUCUCUGAGCCGUCACUUAUUGUCGAUAUAUAGAUAAAUUCUUCCGAGAAAAAAAUAACCCUUUUCCAGGUAAUUUUUAGACUUUAUUUCCAUCAAAGAUAGUAUAUGUGAUCCAGAAUUACUUUCAUUUGAGAAUUAUAUGGCUUGUAUAUACAAUAUUAUUUUUUUGAAAAUUCUCUCUCCCAUGUAUCAGUAUUUUUAGUAAGGAAAAGGGAAAUCAGAAUGGAUAUUGUAUAUUAUAUUCACUACUUUUUGUGUAAUAGGUGUGGCACUAUACCACAAUGUAUUAUUGGUCUUCCUGCUAUGUUUUGUACAUCAUUGUGUAUGGAAUUUCAUAUAAUAAAAUGAAAAAUUCAAAAGUUCA